AUGGCUGAUCUGUUUACACAGAUAGCCUUCCAGGUGCUUGUAAAGACGUCGCCAUCAAUUGCCUCGACAACUCCUGCUCCUCGUGCAUCUGCACAGGAAGGAACUGGAGAACAUCGGUCUCGACAUCAAUCACCGAGUUCCCCAGCCUUGUCGACCGCGUCUACAGCUGACGGCGAGGAAGAAGAUAUUGAGUCUUCUCCAGCCCUCCCUCCGCUUCCCGCGCCCAAGUUACCUGGACGGGUUGCGCAACUUUUGAGAACUCCGCCUUCUGAGUUUGGUGAAGAGAAUCAAUUUGGUACUGCUAGCUGGGGUUCCCCGUAUCCUCGAACCGACCACAAUCUACGUCGGCAGAGCUUCAGCAGUGAGCCUUCAGACGAUUCGCCAAUCCAUCACUUGAACAUCGACACCCCUUUUCUGCGACCGCAGCCAGGAGAAGACCCCAUUGAGCAACAGCCACAGACAACCAUCAGUGCUGCUGCUGCCGUUCUCGCCAAUCGGGCUAGGAGACAACAUAGGGGCCUCACUGAGGAUUGGAUUCGUACUCACACCACUGGUGUAGUAAACGCUGAACCAAGACAUUGGUUCAGCGACGGAAGCGACAGCGAGCACUCUUCAUUGAGCGGCUCACAAUUAGCUUGGUUCGACGACAGCGAUCCCCGAACCCCGAGGGCUGUCCAGAAGCCAAAGCCAUCGUCGCGCAAAUCGUCGUCUCGUCACCCACGACGACGAUCAAGUAUUGAAACUUUGAAACCCGAAGAACUUUCUGAGUUAGCAGCGGGUAAAAACAUCAGCAACAUGUCUGACGCAGAGCUUCAACAGACCUCUCGCGAGGUUGAUCUCACACGAGAUGAUGCUUCUCCUAUUGAGUCCCAGGAGGAGAGUGCGACGGGAGGGAUCCCCGAAGACAUCGGAACUGAAAAGACAAACGGAGAGGUUAAGCUCCCUUCAACCCCCAUUAAGAACAAGGAAAAGCCAUUGCCCAAAGAGCCUGCGAUGACUCCUCGAAUCAAGAAGAAAAUUCCGUGGAAGGGCAAGAACAUCAUGGUUCUAGUACCCCGGGACGACCAGCGUGGUCGUGCAGGCGGCGCUCCCAUGCCCCUUAGACCUGAAGAUGUGGAAAAAAUGUUUUCCUCAUGGAAAGAGCUUGGCUACAGCGUUGAAGGGUUUGAUCUCCUGGUUGAAGGAUAUCAGCCUCCUGGCACAGAUGACUCUCAGAGCAGAGAAGAUUGGCCUACGGAUGCUGAUAUGGUCCGCGAGAGGUCAGAAAGAAGUUUCAAAGUCUUGUUGCCUGACUUGAAUGCAUGGAAGAACUAUGUCGAUGAGCUUCAGGAAGCAAAACUACGAGCCCUAGGUGUUUCAUUUGCCGAGGAGGAACCCCCAGAGCCUUCAAUUUCUCCGCCAACGACCAAUCCAUCCAGACAGGCUUCAGUGCAGUAUCCAUCUCUGCCUUUUUCUCCCCCCAUCCCAACAUCUUCGGCUUCCAGCAACCACGGACUCCCGAGUUACCCAUUCCCUGCACAGUUCCUCCCAGCAUCCGCGAGCCCGGGUCUGCCACCUGGCUCAUCUCCAGUGCCAUUUGCUCCUGGAAAAUUCAACCCUCGGCAGUCGAUUUCUUUGCCAACUGGAAACUCGCCUUUCCAACUUGCCCAGUCGCAAGGUUGGUCAAACCCGGCUGGCAUUUUGCAAGGAUUGAGCCGCACUGAUUCACCACUGGCCAACCUUAAUGGCAUUCUCUCGCCCCAGUCACCCUAUGGCCUUGAUGGCCUGCAACAGACUGCCAGCCCUGGAUUCAACCCGCACCAGCGUCAUCAAUCUUUACAGUAUUUCCCUCAGCAAAUGGCGUCAAUUGCUUCUCCACGCCUGCAGGAUGUGCGAGAGGAUGAUGAGGAAAAUUUGAGCAAGAGCCCAUCCAAGACUCCAGAGCCAACUAUGCACAACGGCGACAACUUGCAAGCCGAAAUUGAAGAUGCCGAAUAUCAUCUGGAAGAGCAGCUUCGAAAUCAGCUGGAACACGAAGACUACAAUCCCCAAUCAGCGGAGACUAAGCCUUUUGCCCCGAUGCAUAACCGGGAUGCCUCAUCACAAGGCCUUACGAUAGCCGAACGUUUUGCUAAUGAACCCGGCAAGCCAAUGGAGUUGCACCAUCCCAGACCUCACUCUAGGGGACAUUCAUUGACGCAGACCUUUUACCAAGAACAACUUGAUGAGCGUGGCCUUGGUCAACUGGGUUCCUUGAAAGAGCUUCCAGAGACACAGAGAGAUGAGAAUGAAGCCGAAGAGAUCGAGACGAACCCCAGCAACUUGGGCACGCCCGUACAAAAUUUCGAUUUCGAGGCUGCCUUUGGACAACACCAAAAGUCCUUGUCCACUGUUAGCAACCCCUGGCAAGAGCAGGAGUCUGUUGCUAGCAGCACGAGACGAUCCAGUCAUGGCAGCAAACCAUCCAUGUCCAAGCUCAAUGUCCAGGCUCCCGAAUUCAAAUUCAACCCCACGAGCUCGUUCACUCCAGGCAGCAUGUACAACUUCUCAGCAGGUGGCUUCCAGCCGGCUGUGUUCCAAGCCGGCAUUGGUAGCGACAGCACACAGCCCUUGGAGACAAUUAAUCCCGUGCCACAGUUCGGCGCUUCCAAGAUGCACGCCAGCGCACCAUCGUUUUCUCCUGGUCAAGGUGUCUUCAGCUUUUCCUCAUCUGGACCAAAGUUCCGACCAGAUGCCCCGUCAUUUACUCCUUUCCAGUCGCUUGGUGGUGGCUCCAGCCUCGGACGCGGUCACACUGCGCGCCAAGAUUCCAUCUUUGGCAACAUUUCCAUUCCUGCCCAGGACAUUGUUCCCCCCGCAAAGAAAUCCAAGGCCAUUCCUAUCAUCAGACCUUCUAGCAGAUCGUCUGCCCAAUCUCCCCAUCCUAAGGAGGAGGAUGGGCCUCAAGAUGGCCCUGAUGGCCGCUUGGCUGAUGAAUCCAGAGUCAAACGUGCCAAGAGUGCGGUCCCGGAUGGUGAUUCAAUGCCUACGUUUGCUGCUCGACCCGAUGAGGAGGACGAGGGCAGCAAACCUGAUGAAUCUAACGGCGUGAAGGAUGAUAGUCACAGCGCCGCAGAAGAUGGGUCCGUGGAUGGUGACCAGACCCAACCUGGGGACACUUCACUGUCUUCAAUCAUUACUUCAGAUCAAAUUGAUACCAAGGCAACCACGGCUGCUCCGUCUGAAACAUCACCUGCCGAACAGAUGGCCAGAAACUUUUCACACUUUGAGUUCGAUCCCACGGUUGCAUCUCAAGAGCUCCCGCCGACUGGAAUAUUCAGAAACAAGGGCAAAGGAAGCGAAGAACGUAAGUCGCUCUCGGCCACAGCUAUGCCUUUUAUUCCCGGGGGAGCGUCCCCUGCCGCCCAACUGCCAAGCAGCAUAAAUGGCAGUGACAAGGAAAGAGAUUCUGCUCAGGAAACACCAGUACAAGAAGCCGUCAGCGAAGAACCUACGCCUCAGGCUCAGGCUCCCCGUGUUAAACUCACUCCCAAGCCUAGAGGUCUUGCCGCAUCGCGAUUUGCUAAGCCCCAGUCGCCGGUUCCUGUUCAAGAGCCUGGUAUUGUUCAGUCGAUUGAGAAUGAACCCAAACCGGUCUCGAUGCCAGUGGCGGAUACUGCUCCCGCAGUCUCACAAGAUCAGCCUUUGGUAGAUGUUGGCGAUGAUCGCGAGAUGACAUUCGAAGAAAUCGAUGCAGUCAUGCAGCAAAUGGAGACAGAUCCUUCCAUGGGCGUCAACAAGACGCUGGAGAAUUCGAACUGGCAGUCGCAGCUGGCUGAUGGAUUGAAAUUCCCCCCUGUUGAAGUACUUCAGCAGCCGGCUCAGCAGUUCUCCGGGGAUGGCACAAGCUCUACUCCUCGCCAAUUCAAUGCUAUUCCCACUUCCACCCCCAUGCUGAGCACCGAGUUGGAAGAUCCAUUUGUAGAUCCGCCUAUCAGCCCGCGCUCUCCAGAGCCCGCCAACGAGUUCGACGACCCUGAGAUUGCAAGUGAACAGGCUAGUGACUGGGAAGGCGCUUUCACCGAAGACGAACAUGACAAGCUGGAAAACCGAGCUCACUUCUUUGAUGGCAGGGUCAAUGAGGUCGUUGGCACAUUAUUGGCUUCCCGACUGGAACCUCUUGAGAGGACGCUGGCUGCUAUCCAAGACAGCAUCUCUGCCAAGAAUCGCCGCAACCAGUCAACGAGGCGUGAGGUUCGCAGCAUAUCGGGCGACAUGCAGGAGAGCGACGCCGACGACGAGGAUGAAGAGCCUGCUCCCCAACGCUCUAUGAGCCCCCGUCGUGACCGCAGAAUGGAACAUAUCCGCUUGGCUGUUACCGAAGCCUUUGCUGCCCAACAGCGCAAUCAGCCUCUUGCCCCCGCUGCUGAAAAAGAGUUGCCAGUGAAUGACCACUCCGCGGUCAUGCAGGCGCUCGAGGAAAUGAAGGAGCAUUUGACGGCCAGUCUGAAGGCUUCAAUGUCGAGCGAAGACAAGGAAAGCGCAGCAAGAGAUCGCGAGCUACUUACUCCCGGCCCCGAUGAGCACGCCCAGCACAAGAUCAAUGAGCUUCAGUCUAUGAUGAUGGAUCUUGCAGAACGACUCUCCAACGAGCAAAAGAAGUCGGAGAAGGAAAUCGCUGAACGUCGUGCGGCGGAAGAUGCCGGGGCGGAGUUGAACCGAAAACUCCAAGCUGCCGAGACGCGUGUGGAGGUGGAAAUUAUCAACCGCAGCGUCUUUGAUCAAAGAGUCGCAGAUCUUGAAGAACGCCUGAGACUUCAAGAAGAUAAGAAUGAGGAAGAAGUCAAGAACCGUCGCGCUGCUGAAGAUAGACUCUCGGAAGUGCAACGACUUCUUCGAAUUUCCUCCGAGGAAGAGAGUCGCCUUCGCGAUGUGGUUGACGAGAAGGACACGAGAAUCAAGACUCUUGAGCAGUCUGGCGGCAAGAAUGCUAUGCGCAUGACCCUUCUCGAGGCUGCCCAAACCAACUCGACCAAGACUCAAACCGAAAUGACGAACAAGUUCAAUGUUCUGGACGCCGACUUGAAGGCAGUUCGACAGGACAACAACCACUGGCGAGCAGAAGCGGAGAGAGCCGAUGAGACUGCACGACGCCAUGCUGGGGAGCUCGCUCAUACUAUGAAUGAGAAUAAGCACUUGCAGAAGUCGCUUAACACGCUCACUGCCCAGCUUGAAGAGAAUGAGAGACUUCGUGAAUCAUGGCGGUCCAAGUUCUUGUCCCUGCAGGAAGACAUGGGCAAGGCUGCUCGAGAGGUCGCCGAGGAAAAUGCUCGCCACAUCAAGAAGGACCAGGCUAUGUUGGCUAGACAAGAGGUCCUCGAGGCUAGAUUACAGGCCGAGGCCAAGACUCGCGAGCGACUAGAAGUGGAAAUGGAACGUCUGCAAGAGAAUGAGAGAUCCGGCAUGCGAGCCGUCAACGAAUGCAAACGUCUGGAAAUCUUGCUGGGCGAGCUCCGAACCGAGAACCACAAGCUGCAACAAGCUGCUUCGCGCUACCAGCGUGAGUUUGAGGAAGCAAGAGAGUCGGGCGCCAGCGAAGUCAAGCGAACUCGCAUGUCUCUGCAAACCGAAAUUGAUGCCGCAAACAACCAGGUCAACGUCAUUCGCGAGGAACUAGAGGAGCAGAACUCCAAGCUCCGAACCGAGCUCGACCACGUCAAACUUGAGGCCGACACCGCCAAGGCCCAGAAUGAGAUGCUGCUGGAGGACGCCCAAGCCACCAAGGCUGCAGAGCUGGAGGCAGCUGAACGCAAACACCAGAAUGAGAUCGAAGAUUUGCAAGCCCGAUACGAACGCCGCGUCAACAACGCGAACGAGGAUGCCUCUCGUACCGAACAACAACUCCUCGAGCGACUCAGUCUCUCAUCCUCAAAGAUUGAGCACCUUCAGGAUCGCAUUAUGCAUCUCGAAGACAAGUUGGAGAUUGCCAAGGAAGCUGCCGCUGCCGCCGCGGCUGCAGCUAAGUCGGCUGGAAUCGAGCCUGCGGCCGCAGCCAUCGUUUCUCAACCCAGACAGGUGUCGAAAUCGCUUGAGGCGCCCGAGAAGAUCUCCCCUCAGGCUCUUCGAGAGUCCAUCAUGGUUCUUCAGGAGCAGCUUCAGGCCCGCGAACAGCGAAUUGAGGAGCUUGAGCAGACCCUUUCCAAGGCUGACCCUGACGCUUCUGUCAAGAUUUCAAAGCGUGAUGAUGAAAUCAGCUGGCUGCGUGAGCUCCUUGCUGUGAGACACGGUGAUCUCCAAGACAUCAUCACGGCUCUAUCUGGCGACCACUAUGACCGUGAUACCGUCAAGGACGCGGCCAUCAGACUCAAGGCGAAUCUGCAAAUGGAAGAGCAGGAACGGGAGAGGGCAAUGAACGGAGGUUCAGCUAUCAGCUUGCCCAACAUUGCCCAAAGCAUCCAGGCCGCCACACCCCGUGUUGCUCAGACCAUUGGGCCAAUUGCUGCUGCUUGGGGAAACUGGCGUAAAUCAAGCCAGCCAAGCUUCCGUACCAUUUCUGGAGUCUUGAGUUCGCCAGCUGGCGGAAGCAAUGCCACGCCUUCUAAGAGCAGAAGUGGCCCAUCAUCCCAAAACAGUUUGCUCAGCGGGCUCUUGACACCCCCAGCCUCUGGUCUGCGGCAAACACCAACUUCAGACAACAGACCGCAGCCCACUGCUUUCUCUAGUACCGGUCGUCGCUACACCGCACAAGGAAGCAGCUCCCUGGAUCGUGACCGAAGAGAGUCCAACAGCUCUCGAAGGUCAGAGAAAAUGCCAGCCGGCCCCAAUACACCCCCACGUCACCAAGAGCGUGCUGAACAACCCAGAACGCCGCCUAUGAUGCGCCAGAGCGGAUAUGAUUCCGACGCUCAACCUGGCGACUUUGAUGAUCAUGAUUUCUUCGAAGAAGACUGA
Molecule: messenger RNA, 6909 nt
Organism: Pochonia chlamydosporia 170
Lineage: Eukaryota; Fungi; Ascomycota; Sordariomycetes; Hypocreales; Clavicipitaceae
Product: myosin class II heavy chain (MHC)
Exons: 3
Coding region: 1-6909 (2302 amino acids)
Cellular component (GO): cytoskeleton
Source: RefSeq, a predicted model, not a curated record